AUGGCACAUUUUUUCACCAACCCAAUCAAUUGGCUGAAGUGCCUAUCAAUUGGCAGGAAGAAAAUUUUGCAUUACACAAAGCAAAAGACAGCAACAUAUAAACACAACCGCUUCAAAAACCCUUUGCUAGUAGUUGCUACCGCUACUGUUACACUCUUCGUUAUGGCGCUAUCUGACACGGUUCUCAGCAACCUUACGAUAAUCUAUGUUACAAUCAUCGUCUGUAUCAAGCUCUACGGCUUUCUCUCCGGUCGCACCUUCACCGGUGCUUUUAUUCUGAUCAUGUCAACCACCGCGGUGAUCCUUAUUCUAAUAUCAACGCUGGCGUGGGACGUCUCUCGUAAAGCCACGUAUGCCUUCAACCGCCACCAUCCACCUAGUCACAGCCACGAUGAGAUCAUUUGCAAGGGAGGUAUCUGUUGGCACGGCGUCGCCGUCCGAUCACCGGCUUCUCAAGUCCGUUUCAGACUUCCACAACAGAUGUUUCCCAUUCCCAACGCCGCUUUCUGAUGGUAGAAUUUGGUGAAGAUAGUGAGAGGAAGAAAAAUGAUGUGAAAAGGAUAUUAUUUAAUAUAAUUUGCUUUUUUAUUCAUAAUUAAUCAUUAUUAUCUCCUUAUAGUUUUUUAUUUAUUUGUUUUUAUUUAAUAAGCUGCCUAACUUUUGUCUAAUACCGGGUGGGUGUAUAGAUGCGUGUUUGGGAUUCUCAUUGAGAGUGUCUUAAUAUAUGUAUAUAUAUAAAUGCAUUAAAUUUAAUGUAUGUAUAUAAAUAGAAUUAUGUCAUUACUUUGUAAUAAUUAUAUCUUUAUAAGAAAACAACAUUUGUCUCAUGAGUCAUGACUUUGUGCAUUAUUGGAUGGGAUUUGGCUAUAUGUAAAUUUGUCCAAGUUAACAUAGUUAAUUUCAUAUGUGUUUGUCAAUUGUCAGGAGUUAAAUAUAGUAAAUGAGUUUU
Molecule: messenger RNA, 949 nt
Organism: Vicia villosa (hairy vetch)
Lineage: Eukaryota; Viridiplantae; Streptophyta; Magnoliopsida; Fabales; Fabaceae
Exons: 2
Coding region: 1-510 (169 amino acids)
Source: RefSeq, a predicted model, not a curated record